Gambusia affinis (western mosquitofish) is the source of this 3436-nucleotide messenger RNA. It is a transcript of the gene efs, whose product is annotated as embryonal Fyn-associated substrate. The coding region runs from base 216 to 3119 and encodes 967 amino acids. The record is from RefSeq and is a predicted model, not a curated record. The transcript has 7 exons. Gene Ontology annotation, molecular function: protein binding. Gene Ontology annotation, cellular component: cytoplasm; plasma membrane. Lineage: Eukaryota; Metazoa; Chordata; Actinopteri; Cyprinodontiformes; Poeciliidae. Gene Ontology annotation, biological process: cell surface receptor protein tyrosine kinase signaling pathway; cell migration.
GCAGGAAGACGGGGGACUUCGAGGCAGCCGCACCGCUGAGAUGAGUCCGGUCCAGAGCCAGCUGUGCCUCGGCAGCCAGUCUCUCUGCUGCUGCUGCCCGUCAACACAUCCGACAAAAAUCUCUGCUGAUCUGAUCUGACCUGCACGGAUGGGCUGAGCGAUCUGAACACCUAGUUUCACAGUUUCUCAGAGAAAUAUCUAAUGAGUUUGGAGUCAUGUCUGUCUCUACGGUUUUGGCUAAAGCGCUGUAUGACAACACAGCAGAAAGCCCUGAGGAGCUGGCUUUCCGAAAGGGCGACAUCUUGAUGGUUCUGGAUCAAGAGAAGACUGGCGGGCCAGGCUGGUGGCAGUGCUCCCUGCAUGGCAAACAGGGCAUUGUUCCCGCCAACCGCCUCAGAAUUUUGGAGACCGCCCCGCCACCAGGCUCUGAGCCUGGUCCUGGACUGAAGGAAGACUCUGUAUACCUAUCCCCUGGCCUUCCUUUGGCUCGAACUGUUGUCGGCGGAAGCACAGAUGUUGCUGACGGAGUAUAUCUGUCGCCACCUGCCACAGGCGAAGGUCGAGGCGGGGGAGUCGCGACUCGAACUGGAGAGCUACGCAGAGUGGAGGCCGGCCGUCCGCGCUCACACUCAAGUUCUGGCACUCGCCCCAGACCGGACUGGGAUAUUGGUGUGACAGGGCGGCCACGAUCUCCAUCUUUAAGGGGGCGUGGUUCAGAAAUGUCUGGAACUCUUUACCAGAAGCCAUUAAGUCCCAUGCCUUCUGCAGCUCCGCAUGCAAGGCAGCCUGGAGUUCUCCUGGCUUCAGAAUCUGUUUACCUUUCUCCAAGUGGCGUCCCAAGGGCUACCGAUGAACCAGAAGACACUACAUACCUUGUUCCGAGAGACAAGCCAACAGUAGGACAUUCAGACGACUGUUAUUUGGUGCCCAAAGGGACGCCACUUGCAAGUGAUGAUGUUUACCAGUCCCCAACAGGUGGUGGUGUGAGCAGUACUCUCUGCGCUAACGGCACCUCUGGGAUCAGUGUUACGCCACAGCCCAAAGCAAGUCAGGACACACCUGGAGUUUACCAAACACCUACCAUUGUUGGGCCAAACCUACAUCGGCCACCCGCCACCAUUCUGGCUCACCAACACCCAUCUUCGCUAACUCCAACCCAAGCGUCUCCCCGACUCUUGCUCAAGGGUCUUCCCCCAAACUCUGCAGCUGCAAGGGGCAAACCUGGUGCGGCUAGAUCCCCUUUUUCAAUCAGAGCAGGGCAAGCCAGGGCUCCGGGGUCGCCAAACUUUGCCCGCAAACCUCCUCCACCAGCCCCUCCGGUGAGAGGAGUCACCAGGAAAGAAGCACAGCAAGCAACACCUCAGUCGGUCGCCUCCAUCCCCAAACUGACGGCUCAGGCAAGUCCUGCAGGCCAGCUGCAACCAGAGGACAAGCAAAUCAGAACUCCCCAGGGCAAUGGAGAAAAGAUGAGCAACGGCCUGGAUAGAAGUGGCGGAGUGCCGAACAAAACUGGAGAAAAGCAGGAUUACUCAGAUGCUGCAGAUGACCAGGUGUAUGACACCCCUCCAAGUGGCAGGUGGCAGCAGCCGAUCCAAUCUACUCGCGUAGAGGAUGUCGAUGGCAUUUAUGACACCCCACGCAGUGUCCAAUCACAAGCUGACCCUGAGACAGAGGUCUAUAACGUCCCCACAAUCACUGUGAUCAAACCCGUGGCAGACAUAAAGCCUGAUGAAGACGAGGACGAAGUCUACAGUGUCCCCACUCUUCCAGGUGUCCCUCUGGUGCUGGGUGAGUCCACCAGCAGCCUCCCCACUGAGGACAUCGCCCACGUUGGACAGGUCUGUUUAGUUCCGGAACUCGACAAACGAGGCAGCGGCGGAGAUCAGAAACAAGACUCCACUGAGGUUGACUGUGGGAUCUACGACAUGCCCUCCCUGACCAUUGAAGUGCUUUCCCAUUCGUGUUCUUCGUCCUCCUCCGCCUCCACUCGUCGCCACUCUGUUUCCAGCAACGGCUCCGGCGACAUUCAAUGGAAAGCUUCGCUGUCGAACCUUGUCCACUCGCUGCUGGGCACCGCCUCGUCCCUGUCCUCGCGGGACCUGGCUACAUCUCUGGCUGAGAUCCUGUCCACCUGGAAGGCCAGCCACACAGGCGACCCUCCGCCGCCUCUCCAGCAAGCCUGGGUUCGGCUUUCGGACCUGCUUCCGGCGUUGUCUGCCAUCGGGAACGCUCCUCCAAACGAGGGGCUCUUAUCGCUGGUCCAGCGCUCUCUGGAGGAGUCUGCCCUCCUCCUGCAGGCUCAAGGGCGACCUCGUCUGUCUUCCCAGGAAUCUCUGUCUCGCAGGCCCUUGCCAGCGCUCCCAGUGCCUGAUGGGAAGUCAUGCGGCGGUGGAAUGGGUUCUCGUAAAGGGAGCUGGAUCCAAGAACGGCCCCUGCCGCCAACCCCUCAGCCUAUGUUUCCUUUGCCUCCAACUCCGGCCUGCGUCACCCUAACGAUGGGCCCCUUUAAUGGAGAAGAGGACCCCAGCAACGAGUACGCAGGGAUUGGCUUGACCCCAAUCCCAGCCCCGGUACCUUCAGGAGACAGUGUUGGAUAUGUGAAGCUGCAGGGUAAACCAGAUCUUCCUCCGGAUGUCCUCUCUGAGAACGGACAAACUUUCACCGGAGAGCAAAGGUUGACUCCCUCGCCUCCUCUGCCGGUGGCCCUCUCCCUGGAGGACUCGGAGCUGCUCUCCUUCUACUCCUCUCAGAGCUUCGCCCACCUCUCCUGCCUCGCCGACGCCAUCGACGUGCUCGACAGCAGCGUGCACGGCAACCAGCCGCCGCGCAUCUUCGUCGCCAGGGGGAAGAGUCUCAUUGUGACCGCGCACAAGCUGGUGUUCAUCGGCGACACUCUGUCCCGCCUCCUGACCUCCGCCGACCUCCGGGCCAAGAUCACCACUUCUGGAGGGAGGCUCUGCCAGGUGUUGAAGGCGGUCGUCGUGGCAACGAAGGGCGCAGCACAAAACUACCCGUCGGCGACCGCCACCCAGGAGAUGAUGGACCGCGUCACCGAGCUCUACCAGCAAGCCGCCGGCUUCUCCACUCUGCUGCAGCGUCUGGCUGAAAUAUCGUCGUGAUAUUUCAUUUCGCUUGUACAAACGCUACACCUAUAUUUUAGUGUCGAAAUGCCUUAUUUGUCUUUACACUAUUAUAUUUCCUUACCUUUGUCUGUGAGGGAAGCCAUACCCUGAACCACUUGUUUAUCCACACUGCAGCUGUUGCUCAGCUGGGGGUUUUAUUGCAUUGAGUCUUUCUAUAAAGAGUGUGUGUGUUUUAUUUUUUUUUCUUUUAUGUCUCUGUUUGUAUACUGACGUUUUUGCUUUGAUGGCAGACACUCUUGUCUUCUUUUAAGUGUUAACUUAUUGAAUAUUGAAAUCCCUCUGAGGUUGAAGCA